AUGUCACCUGUGUGGCACAGCUCGGCGCAGCAGGACCGGGCGGUGCUGGCGCUGCUGGGCGCCAAGCGAGGCGGCUACUUCAUCGACCUCACCGCCAGCGCUCCCGUCAAGGACUCCAACACCCUCGCGCUCGAGCGCGACUACGGGUGGGGCGGGCUGUGCCUCGAGCCUCGGCCCUACUUCCAGCAGCGGCUCACUUCCACCCGCAGCUGCACGGUGGUUGGUGUCGGCGUGGCGAAAGUCGAAGGCACGGUGCCGCUGACGUUGGAGCGACCGUUCGGGGCUCGCAGCCCCUACAGUGCCCUCGAGAACGCCGUCGUCGCUGGCCGGGAAGGGGAGGUGGCUCGCGUGCUCGAACGUCUCGAGGCGGCGGACUAUGAGCGGGAGAGCACGGUGCGAGCCGUCACGUUUGCGCACCUCUUUCGCGCCUUCGCUGUGCCGCGCCACAUCGAUUACCUCAGCCUCAACGCCGACGGCGCCGAGGACGACCUCAUGGCCACCUUCCCGUUUGAGACGCACACCGUGUCCAUCGUCUCGGUGCAGCGCCCGUCCUCACAGCUGAUGCAGCUCUUCCGUGCACAGCAGUACGUGUACCUGUGCGACUGCGGCCUGGCCGGCAACAUGCUCUUUGUGCACCGCAACGUCUCGGCGAUGGGCGCAAUCAACGGAACCACAGCCAUCGGCCGCGUAUGCCACGAGUGGCGGCGCAACGUCCGUAUAGCCUUCCCGUUGCGACGCCCACACUCCAAGACCCACGAACAUGGAAACCGUUAG
Molecule: messenger RNA, 774 nt
Organism: Emiliania huxleyi CCMP1516
Lineage: Eukaryota; Haptophyta; Isochrysidales; Noelaerhabdaceae
Exons: 1
Coding region: 1-774 (257 amino acids)
Source: RefSeq, a predicted model, not a curated record